Salvia miltiorrhiza (redroot sage) is the source of this 931-nucleotide messenger RNA. RefSeq lists its product as uncharacterized. The coding region runs from base 140 to 931 and encodes 263 amino acids. The transcript is spliced from 4 exons. The record is from RefSeq and is a predicted model, not a curated record. NCBI's taxonomy places the organism in Eukaryota, Viridiplantae, Streptophyta, Magnoliopsida, Lamiales, Lamiaceae.
GCGUCGCUUCCAGACCAGUCGCGGCGUCGCCCCUUUCCGGCACCACCGGUCAACUGCCGCUCGCGUUCCGCGCUGCCGCUGUGUCGAGGAGAUUGAACCACCGCCGCUUCCAGUCUACUGCGUCGAGAAGAUUGAGGAAAUGGAACGUUUUUUUUCUAAAAAACGUAGAGGUCAACCAUCUUGUGAUUCAGCUACACCCGCUAUUGAAGCCAAUGUAGAAGAUGAAACAAAUUUUGAUGAAUACGUCCGUGAUCCGGGGUUAAGAAAGCCAAUUGAGGAGUUUCCUAUUACUAUUCGCGAUCAAGCACGUAGAGAGUACUUAUCUAUGGGGCCUUGUCAAGUAGUUGGGCAUACCUAUCCGAAAACUCAAUUUGGUAAUCAACUAAGAAGUUUUCAAGAUGUUUGGUAUCAAAAGUUUGUGUGGCUAGAGUAUAGCGUAGCAAAAGAUGCUUGUUUUUGCUUUUGGUGUUAUAUUUUCAAGCAUCCGGAUAAAACAGGUCGGUAUGGAGCAGAUGCAUUUACAAAAACGGGCUUCACCAAUUGGAAAAAGGCUUUAAUUAAAUUUGUAGAGCACGUUGGAGAUGCAGAUAGCUGUCACAACAAUGCUAGAGUACAAAUUGAAGCAUUUAAAAAUCAAAGAGGGAGUAUGGUAAAUAUGUUUAGAUCAAAUGCUCGUGAGGUGAACAUUGCUUAUCGUGCUCGCUUGACCGCCUCAUUGGAUGUUACUCGUUUUUUGUUGAAGCAAGGAUUGUCUUUUCGUGGACAUGACGAGUCAAAUAGUUCUUCAAAUCGAGGUUUUGGGUCAACAAUUACCAAUUUGGGAAGUCUUGCUCAGGAAAUGGUUAAAAGUGCUACUGCUUCUGUUGAGAGAGCAUUUUCUGCAAUGAAGAUUGUUAAGACUGAUUUGCGAAACCGUAUGAAAGAUGAGUGA